Messenger RNA from Drosophila navojoa, 518 nucleotides. RefSeq lists its product as uncharacterized. The record is from RefSeq and is a predicted model, not a curated record. Lineage: Eukaryota; Metazoa; Arthropoda; Insecta; Diptera; Drosophilidae.
CUUGCUCUAUUAGUUGGAGUGCCCCCUUCAAAGAGUAAACAAGAUAUCCAUCUAGCAUUCGGAGCAAUAUGAAGAUCUUCAUCGUGCUGGCCCUGUUAAUUGCUGCCGCGGCGGCGCUGCCUCAAUUUGGAUUUGGUGGCCGACCUGGAUUUGGUGGCCCAGGAUUUGGUGGCCCUGGAUUUGGUAAACCUGGAUUUGGUGGCCCAGGAUUUGGUGGCCCUGGAUUUGGUAGACCUGGAUUUGGUGGUCCUGGAUUUGGUGGUCCUGGAUUUGGUGGCCCAGGAUUCGGUGGUCGACCUGGAUUUGGUGGUCCUGGAUUUAAUCGCGGUGGUGGCGGCGGCUCAGCCUCUUCGUCAGCCUCGGCCAGCUCUUCUGCCGCAGGUGGUGGUCGUGGCGGUGGUGCUUCGGCAUCUGCCUCCGCAUCUUCUUCUGCCGCAGGCGGUGGCUUCCGUGGUUAAAGCCAUUUCGUCUGUACCAAAUGCACCGACACAAAAUAUUCACUUAGUUGAUAAAAAAAU